CCCGUCAUCCCCACUAUCCAGCAAACGGUCGCUCCGCUUGACUGCGAUGCAUGCAGCAGCAGACGUGAGAGUGCUUGCCUGUGUCUCCCACUCCCCCACCGCCUUUUCCUAGUUCACUCUGCAACCGCAACAUCACCUCCACACUCAAUUCCAAUCCCCAACCCCGCAUCCCCUUCUGUGAACCACAAGGCUGCGCACCACCAUGGGGCUCGACCACCCCACGCGGCCGCCCACGGCCCCCGUCGCCAUACCCAUGGACGGCGUCAUGAGCCUCGACGACUUCCUCGCAACCCACCAAGCCUCCCACGACGCGCACAUGGCCGCCACCAAGCCCGCGCGCGCCCCGCAGCCCGUCCCCGUCGGCGCCCGCUCCUCAACCCACACCAUCCAACUGCAUGAGCAAGCCCAAGCGCUCGCGCUCCCGCAGCCCGCAUUCACGUUCCACGGCAACGGCGCCUCGGGGUGGAGCGUCGAGGUGAGUUUCCCGGGCCUGCAGGACGCGGGGGAACUGCAGGGGCUGAAGGCCGAGGGGGGGUAUGCGAGUAAGCAGGAGGCGAAGGAGGCGGUGAAGUUCCAACGCGCAACCUCCCGCCCCCAGCCAACCUACACCGACUACAAGUCCGGCGAGCGCUGGUCCUGCACCCUCACCCUCGACGACCACGACGAGCCCUUCAGCUCCGCCACCACGCUCUUCGGCUCCAAGAAAGCCGCGCGCCAGCACGCCGCCGGCUGCGCCGUCGCCCACUUCAAGGCCCGCGGCCUGUGGCCCGACGAGUUCUCGGACGUCGGCGGCAUCAAGAAGCGCAAGCAGGUUGCCAGCACGCCCGCCCGCAACCCGAGUCCCGCAUCCGCGUCUGCGUCGGCGUCGCCGGCGUCCCCGUCCGGCGCGUCAGCAACGUCCCAGGUCACCGCGCUGGCGAACCUGCUCAGCCUCGGCCCCCCGGAGUACCGCUUCGAGAUGGGGACCACCGCGGUGCCGGAUCUGCACACCGUGGCGUGUUACUUCAGGGACGGCGGGGCGCACGAGGGCCCGAUUGGCGAGGUGCGCAAUGUGUUUGGCAAGAAGCGCGCGAAGGAGGAGUGUGCGCGGCUGGUGCUGAUGCAUCUCGGGGAGGUGAAGAGGGGGCGGGAGCAGAUUGCUGCGAAGUUGAUAAAGGGGUUUGCGGGGGAUGCUGGGGCGGUGGCGGGGGGCAAGGGGCUUGGGGUGGGUGAGGCGCGGGAGAGCGGUGAUGAGAUCGAUAUUUACGAGGAUGCUGUGGAUUUUUGAUAGUGGUCGUGGUAGCCCGCGUUGGGUAUUUGGGUAUUGUUAGGUACGCAGUGUCUAAGGGACAGGACCCUGGGCAUUUCUGCACUACUGAAGUCUGGUACAGCGGGUGAUAUACGUUGGACAAGGGUCGACGAUACGAACCCGGAACAGAUAUUGCAAUGUCGAGUUAAAUCAUUUCAGUCCGCCAGUUCCGAGUCCACUUCACUCUCACUCUCACCUUCGGCUGGCGGCCCCACAACACAACGCGUGGCAGACUGCAAGCUCCACUCUCACUCCAACGACCACAAUCGCAACCGUCUUCCACUACCACAAUAUCCACAACGAACCACGCCAAAGCCGCACUGCCGCGCCUCGAGCUCAACAACAGCGACAAGCAGCAACGCGCCCCGCCGCGUAUACCACUACAAUCACCACAACGACCAGCACCCACAUCCCCGCUCCACCCAACAUGCCCUGGACACCCACCACCGCCCUCCCCUCCGCUCUCGCCC
Messenger RNA from Boeremia exigua, 1758 nucleotides. RefSeq lists its product as uncharacterized. The record is from RefSeq and is a predicted model, not a curated record. Bases 203 to 1267 code for a protein of 354 amino acids. NCBI's taxonomy places the organism in Eukaryota, Fungi, Ascomycota, Dothideomycetes, Pleosporales, Didymellaceae. The transcript has 2 exons.